Messenger RNA from Arvicanthis niloticus (Nile rat), 2529 nucleotides. The record is from RefSeq and is a predicted model, not a curated record. Lineage: Eukaryota; Metazoa; Chordata; Mammalia; Rodentia; Muridae.
AUGGCAAAUUCCAUCGUGGAGGAACUGGAGGAUCUGGGAGAUGGGUUGGUGUCGUUUGAGGACGUAGCCGUGGACUUCACUUGGCAGGAAUGGCAGGAGCUGGAUGCUGCUCAGAGGACCCUGUACAGGGACGUGAUGCUGGAGAACUACAGGAGCCUGGUGUGGUUGGGGCACUGUUUCACCAAACCUGAGUUGAUCUCCAAGUUGGAAGAAGGAUUUGAACCUUGGGGUGUUGCAGAGGCCACAGAGCAGUGCCGACCAGAUGUCCAUAAGUGGAGUGCCCCAGUUGAAAAAAGCCAGCAAAGUCAAGAGAAGUAUUUGAGGCAAGUCAAAAUCACCAAGAGAAAUACAUCAAAUGAAGAUAAGGUUGAAGUAGAAAACACAUACAAUGUGGACUCAAACUGUAUUUCAAAUAUGACUAUGAAGAAUGAAGUCUGUUCUAGAAUGUUCUUUCAGGAGCUUGUUAAUCCGUUGCAAGAUGCACCUUUGCCUACUGAGGCUGGUGAGAAGCAAGGUACAGAAGUACCUCAUGAUCUGAAUGGAACUCAGGAAGCUCUCUCAUAUCCUGACCGUUUUACUCACCACAGCAAGAAUCGGUGCUGUUUUCGGCAUUUUGGACCAGACGAAGCCUUCCACACGAAAGCAAUACCUGAGAUGUUUUAUGUUCAGGAAACCUCUAGGAAGUGCAAUGACUGUGAUAAACCCUUCGAUGAGGUAACACUUCCUGCCCAAUAUAUGACUCAGUUAAGAAAGCAAACUCUGGGAUGGGAUAUAUGUCAUAAAAUGUUCCCUAACAAGAUGGGCCUCAGCAGCCAUGGCGGCGUGCACAUGGGAAAGAACAAUUAUAAACGUGAUUCCGAGAAACCCGUCAUAUACAACUCAUUAUACCUUACAAAACCCCAGGAAGCACAUGCAGGGAGAGAGCCCCAAGCACACGGGGAAAACUUGAAAUUCUUCUGCCUGGAUGCUGAGCUGCAAACAGUUGAUCAAAAACUUCACAGAGAGAAACAAAUUUAUGAAUGUAAAGUAUCUGGGAAAACCUUUUGCCGGGGGUUGGAGCACAUCAGCCAACAGGGAUCACAUGCCUGUGAGAAAGCCUGUGGGAGUAAGGAGAGUAGGGACGCUGGCUAUGGCGAGUCAGCCCUCACCCAACAUCAGAGACUUUAUACAGAAGAGAAAGCCUGUGAGGGCGGAGACUGUAGUAAGGCUUUCCACCCUAAUCCACUGCUGUCUCAAUAUCAGAGCGCUCGUACAGAUGAACAGCAAGGUGACUGCAAAGAAUUAAUGAAAGUUUACUUCUACAUAUCAAGCCUCACUCAGCACCACAGACCUCAGACCCUUGAGAAACCUUACGGAUGUAAUGAAUGUAUGAAGACUUUCUCCCACAAGUCCCAGCUCGCUCGGCAUCAGAGAACUCAUACGGGGGAGAAGCCCCACGAGUGUAAAGAAUGCAGUAAAGCUUUCUGUCACAAGUCACAUCUUACCCGGCAUCAGGGGAUCCAUGCACCUGAAAAACCCUACGAAUGUAAAGAAUGUAAGAAAUCUUUCUACCUGAGGUCACAGCUCACUCAGCAUCAGAGAACACACACGGGGGAGAAGCCCUUUGAGUGCAAAGAAUGCCGGAAAGCCUUCUUCCGUAAUUCACACCUCACUCAACAUCAGAAAAUUCAUACAGGCGAGAAGCCACAUAAGUGUAAAGAAUGUGGGAAUGCAUUUGCCCGCAAGUCACACCUCACUCAACAUCAGAAAACCCACACAGGUGAGAGGCCCUAUGAAUGUAAGGAGUGUGGGAAAGCCUUCUCUCGUAAGUCGCAACUGAUGCAGCACGAGACAACUCACACCGGUGAGAGAGCCUAUGAGUGCAAAGAAUGUAGGAAGACUUUUUAUCUCAAGGCGUAUCUCACCCGACACCAGGUGAUCCAUAAAUCUGAAAAGCCGUUUGAAUGUAAGAAAUGCGGGAAAGCUUUCUCCCGAAAGUCAUACCUUGCACGACAUCAGAAGACACACAAAGGCGAAAAACCCUGUCUGGGUGAGAAACUGUAGGGACGUAAAUUAUGAAGAAGGUUCUUAAGCUAGUUGGAUUUAAGAGAGAGCUUACGCAGGUGAGAAGCCCCGCGCAUGCGCAUGUAGGAAAAUGUGCUACUGUUACAUCUCAGCCUACAUCUGAAAACCCAUGCCAGUAAUAAACUCUACAAACGGAAAAGUAUGAAAGAAAGUGUUUCGCAGGAGUCAUGCCUCACUAUAGGUCAGACAGCUUAUACCAGUGAGAAGCUGCAGGAAGUGUAGGGAUGCUAGGUUUAAGUUACACCUCAUCACACGUUAGUGAAUUCAUACAAGUGAGAAACUCUGUGACUGUAGGAUGUAGCAGAGCUGUAACACAACAGGGGUGAUGUAUCCAGACACAACAGGGGUGAUGUAUCCAGACACAACAGGGGUGAUGUAUCCAGACACAACAGGGGUGAUGUAUCCAGAUACAACAAGGGAUGAUGUAUCCAGACACAACAGGGGUGAUGUAUCCAGACACAACAG